UUCGCCUGAUUACAAUGGCUGAAGCUGUAGAGGCUGUCGAUCGCGAACGGAGUAAGUUGGAAAAGCGCCUCCGCUCUGUAAAGACGUCAACAAUAUCAUCACUGUCUGAGUUAACUUCUGAGUUGACUCAGCUUCAAGAAAGCAUCAGACGAAACGGUGACGGUGAAGAAAUGUCAUGUGAACAAAAUAAUUUGUUACUUCAAAGUCUAGAGCUCGUGAGAGAUGGAGUUGGGAAGCUCAGCGGCGAACACAAAGACAUCCACGGCAGCAUUUCUAAAGUCGGAAGAGCCAUUGAUAGAAAUUUUACAUCUGACAUUCACGUGUGCAGUCAAGACAAUGUAUUGGAUUCUCCAGAACAAGCCUCUAUGUUGAACGAAGUUGUAUAUGAACACUUUUUGAGACAGGGACAGAUGGCUGUGGCCAAGUGCCUUAUAGAGGAAGCUGGUGUUGUAGUUGAUCAGGCACAUCACAGUCAGUAUGUCCAAUUGAAUUGCAUUCUAGAGGCAUGUAAGGCGAGAAACCUUAGCCCAGCAUUGAGUUGGGCAAGUAAGCACAGAGACGCAUUAGAAGCUCAUAACAGUCAACUUGAGUUCAAACUUCAUCGUCUUCAGUUUUUGUCACUGCUACAAGCUGGUGACCUUAGAGCAGCUUUGGAUUAUUCAAAGAACUUGGCUUUAUAUUCAACAUCAUUUAGAAAAGAAGUGCAACAGCUCAUGGGUUGUUUUCUGUACAUUUCACGAGGCUUGGGACAGUCUCCAUAUGCAGAAUUGCUACAUUCAAGGUUGUGGGAAGAGGUUUGUGACGACUUUAUGCACGAAGCAUGUGCAAUACACGGCCUUGCACUGAACAGCCAUCUGGCAGCAUGCCUCAGUGUUGGAUGUCAAGCUCUUCCCAGUCUACUGCAGAUCAAAGCUGUCAUGCAACAGCGACAAUGCCCAGACAUGUGGAUCUCCAUGAAUGAGCUUCCGAUUGACAUAGAUCCUGGAUUGAAAUUCCAAUACCAUGCUGUCUUUGCUUGCCCUAUUCUCCGCCAGCAGUGUACAGCAGAGAACCCACCAAUGAGGCUGACAUGUGGUCACGUCAUUUCAAAGGAAGCAAUUAACAGACUUGUAGCAGGAAUAAGAUUGAAGUGUCCCUACUGCCCUGUUGAAAUGACAUCUGAUGAACCAAGACAAAUUUACUUUUAGUAGACUUAGGAAUGACGCUAUACAAAUAUAAGGUUUUCUUUAUCAUCAUUUGAACUAAAGUAUAAUAUAGGACCAAUCGGUCAAUCGAGUGUA
Corticium candelabrum is the source of this 1280-nucleotide messenger RNA. Its product is annotated as E3 ubiquitin-protein ligase RMND5A-like. Gene Ontology annotation, cellular component: cytoplasm; nucleus; GID complex. The transcript has 9 exons. Gene Ontology annotation, molecular function: protein binding; ubiquitin protein ligase activity. NCBI's taxonomy places the organism in Eukaryota, Metazoa, Porifera, Homoscleromorpha, Homosclerophorida, Plakinidae. The record is from RefSeq and is a predicted model, not a curated record. Gene Ontology annotation, biological process: proteasome-mediated ubiquitin-dependent protein catabolic process. The coding region runs from base 15 to 1187 and encodes 390 amino acids.